Chenopodium quinoa (quinoa) is the source of this 2814-nucleotide messenger RNA. Its product is annotated as sulfate transporter 3.1-like. Gene Ontology annotation, molecular function: secondary active sulfate transmembrane transporter activity. Gene Ontology annotation, cellular component: membrane. The record is from RefSeq and is a predicted model, not a curated record. The coding region runs from base 518 to 2491 and encodes 657 amino acids. Gene Ontology annotation, biological process: transmembrane transport. NCBI's taxonomy places the organism in Eukaryota, Viridiplantae, Streptophyta, Magnoliopsida, Caryophyllales, Amaranthaceae. The transcript is spliced from 12 exons.
UGACAGCCUUUAUGAAUUUAUGAUAAGAAGAUCUAACUCCAUUCUCUAGGUAAAAAAUGACCAAUACCAAAAGUUAUAUAUCGUGAUCUCAAUACUGAAAAAGGGGAAAAAAAAAAAAGGUUAACAAUCGGAAAAGCGGUUCUUCUCCAUUAUACUGUACAAAUAAUACAACAUCUAUCAUCGAGCAUGAAUACCAGCCACGUGUCCAGCUGACGCAUACUCACUAGUGGGUCCCAUUGCGCACUCUCCUUAACCCUACUUAGUAGUUAGUACACCAUUACCAAAUACAAUGCCUAAAUCACAAUAAUCUAUCUCUUCAUCUAUAUAAACCCUUCAUUUUACAUCAUUACCUUCAUCUCAACCCUCUCAUCCUCCAAAAUCUCCUACAACAUUCAUACACUUACUAUUUAUACAUUAUUCUCCACCUUAGUAUAACUUGGACCGACCAUAAUAUAAUAUUUAUACAUAUCCUGUGUUUCUAUUUGUAAUACCAAAUCAGCAGUGUUACUGAUAUCUUAUGGGGACGGUUCAAGAGGAUCAGUAUGUGUAUUCUAACGUGAAUAGGGAGCAAUGUAAGAGCCGAGUGGCGGUGCCACCACCUCAACCAUUCUUCAAGUCCCUACAAGGCUCAUUGAAAGAGACAUUCUUCCCCGACGACCCCUUGAGGCAGUUCAAAAACCAGCCGAGGUCUAGGAAGUUCAUAGUAGGGUUGCAAUACUUCUUUCCCUUCCUCGAGUGGAUGCCAAAGUAUACGUUGGACUUCUUGAAGUCGGACCUCGUUGCCGGGAUCACCAUUGCUAGCCUUGCUAUCCCCCAAGGGAUCAGCUAUGCUAAGCUUGCCAACUUGCCCCCAAUUCUUGGACUAUACUCUAGCUUUGUUCCACCUUUGGUCUAUGCCAUGAUGGGAACUUCUAAAGAUGUGGCGGUAGGAACCAUCGCGGUGGGGUCGCUUUUGACCGGAGCUAUGCUAAGCACCGUUGUUGAUCCGAACCAGAAUCCGAAGCUAUUCCUUCACCUUGCUUUUACUGCUACCCUUGUUGCUGGAAUUUUUGAAGCCACUUUAGGCCUACUAAGGCUAGGUUUCAUAGUGGAUUUCUUAUCACAUGCAACAAUUGUGGGAUUCAUGGGAGGAGCAGCAACAGUGGUGUGUUUGCAACAACUCAAAGGAAUACUUGGACUCACUCAUUUUACUAAAUCUACAGAUAUCAUUGAUGUUAUGCAUUCUGUCUUUUCCCAAGAACACCAGUGGAGAUGGGAAAGUGCAGUACUAGGAUGUGGUUUCCUCUUUUUCCUUCUUCUCACUAAAUACUUUAGCAAGAGAAAGCCAAUAUUCUUUUGGAUAUCAGUGAUGUCUCCUUUGAUCUCAAUUAUAUUGGGAAGCCUACUUGUCUAUCUCACCCAUGCUGAAAAUCAUGGUGUUCAAGUGAUUGGGUUCUUGAAGAAGGGCAUUAAUCCACCUUCAUUUGGAGACUUUGUAUUGUACUCUCCUUACUUUCCGGUGGCUCUCAAAACUGGCAUUGUUACCGGUAUCAUUGCUAUGGCGGAAGGAAUUGCUGUGGCAAGAAGCUUUGCUAUGUUCAAAAACUACAACAUUGAUGGAAACAAAGAAAUGGUUGCCUUGGGAGUUAUGAACAUAAUUGGCUCUUGCACUUCUUGUUAUCUUACCUCAGGUCCAUUUUCGCGGUCAGCUGUGAAUUACAACGCCGGGUGCAAAACAGCAUUUUCAAACAUAAUAAUGUCAACUGCUGUGAUGAUCACACUUCUAUUCCUCACACCAUUGUUCUACUACACCCCUCUUGUGGUCCUCUCAUCCAUCAUCAUGUCUGCUAUGCUCGGCCUUAUAGACUAUGAUGCCGCGAUUCAUCUUUGGAAAACAGAUAAAUUUGAUUUUGUUGUUUGCAUAAGUGCCUACAUUGGCGUGGUUUUUGGCAGCGUUGAAAUUGGCCUAGUGAUCGCGGUUGCAUUGUCCGUGUUGAGGGUGUUGCUAUUCGUGGCUAGACCAAGGACCACGGUCCUGGGUAAUGUGCCGAAUUCGAUUUGCUAUAGGAGUGUUGAUCAAUACCCAGAAGCUCAAACUGUGCCCGGAAUUCUCAUACUUGAAAUUGGUGCUCCUAUAUAUUUUGCCAAUUCUACCUACUUAAGAGAAAGGAUUUCGAGGUGGAUCGAUGAUGAGGAAGAGAGGUUGAAGUUAUCUGGAGAGUCUAGUUUACGUUAUGUCAUCUUGGAUAUGAGAGCCGUCUCAUGCAUUGACACAAGUGGAAUCAGCAUGUUUGAAGAAGUUAAGAAGAUCAUUGACAGAAGAAAGCUUCAGCUUGUAUUAGCAAGUCCAGGAGGAGAAGUGAUGAAGAAAUUGGACAGAGCCAAAUUCAUAGAGAAAUUAGGGCAAGAAUGGAUACAUUUGACCGUUGGGGAGGCAGUUGGAGCAUGUAGGUACAUGCUUCAUACUUACAAGGCUGAUGGUCAACCCGAGACGUGGAGCAACAAUGUUUGACUUAUUUUAAAUUAUUGAUAAAUUUGCUAUUAUUUAAAUUUUGUUUUGGUGCUUAAUCAUAAGAAAUUAAGAACAAUUAAUUAGGUGGCCUGGGGAAGAAAGUAUUGUUAUUAGCAACUUAAUGAAAAUUAGAAAGAAGUUGUGAUUGUUAAUUGGAAGCUAAGGUUUUUAUGCCUUCCAAAUUAAAUCAUCAACAUGUAAAACUAUUUUGUAGUGCAUCAAAAUGAUGCUAGCUAUAUUGUGUAUAUUUAUGAAUCAUGAAAAAAUAUUUCAUGGAAUUUGCAAUCUUCUUCACAUUGUAAUGCAUUGUCAUUGCUACUUAA